Molecule: messenger RNA, 5898 nt
Organism: Leptidea sinapis
Lineage: Eukaryota; Metazoa; Arthropoda; Insecta; Lepidoptera; Pieridae
Exons: 8
Coding region: 420-2609 (729 amino acids)
Source: RefSeq, a predicted model, not a curated record
CUACGAGGGCUACCGAGUUUAUGCGUCCUGCGGGCUAAUAUUUUUAGGUUUCUUGCGGUCAUUGUAUUCUAAAGAAAAGACUACAUUUUGUAAAUUAAACUGUACUAGUAAUACGUACCCGUACCAAGUGUUAAUUUUGUGCAAAAGUGUUGAUAAUUACUAAUGCAAUUUUUGAUCACUUUGGCUCCCAUCAGUACGUAAUGAAUUCAUGAAAAUUGAAAUCUUAAUAUCAUAAUUAUUCUUACUAUACCAUAACACUCAUUACUCAUAACAAAUGUACCGGUACAGUUAAUGUGCGUUCUGAGAAUUUGCUAUAUGAAUUUGAUUUUGACGUCUGAAAUUAUGGUUAUUGUGGCAUAUGAAUCUCAAGAUUCAUUCGGCAUGCAGACGUAACAAACAUCGGAACUAUGUAAAUAAACAUGAACGAUAUAGAUAUUAAGAUAGUUGAUACUCCAAAAGAGCCGUUGUUAGGUGCUGAAGAGUCACCUAUAACUGAGGGUUCUGAGAACGAUGUUGACCCUUUAUGUAUUGAUGAUCAAAUGAGCCCCGCAAAAGAAUCUGAUGUAGCCGCUGAUGUGAAUUCGAAUCAAGAGAGUAAACUUGGAAACUGUCAUGAUAAUGCCAAAGAAAAGAUAUCACAAGAGAAUGAAAAUUAUGAAGUUGAACAAAAACAUUUUGAGGAGACAAACGAUAUAAGUAAAGAUGCAAAUGAUACAAACAGUAUUGUGGAAACACAUGUCAAACACCCAGAGCUAGUUCAAAAUGUUAUCUCAGAUGAAGUAAAAAUGAGUGUUGGCAAAGUGGAAGAAGAUAAUAAGCCAGAACCUCUCAUAUCUGUGCAAGAAAAAGAUAAUAUUGAUGCUGUUGUUGAGAAACAAGAACCUAAAGUUGAUAUUGAAAUGGUUGAUGUGGGUCCUGUUGAUAAAAUUGAAAAGGGAGUAAAGAAACCUCCAUUAAAUGGCGAUGUGACAAAGGAAGAGCCAGCCAUCAAAAGAAGGGCAAGUGAGGAUGUGGAAACAGAAAGUCCAUUAAAAAAGUUAUGCCAAGAAGUUGAAAAAACAUUCCCCCAACAUGAUUUUAUGGUUAAUGAUUACAUACAAACUGCAACAAAAAAUAGUGUAGAUGAAAUACAAAGGCAUACUGAGCAGUUGCUCUCAGAGAUACAAACAUUAAGAGAAUUGGCACAGAAGAAAGAACAUGAAUGGAACAAUAUUUUGCACCUCAAGAAAGUAAAAGAAGAAAUACUCUUGCGACUUUUAAGACGAAAGCAGGUGUUGUCAUUCGAAAAAGCUCCUGAUGUAAAUGGUGCAGAACGAACUGAUCCAUUUGAUUAUUUAAAUCAAGCCAAAAACUUAGCAAUAGACAAAAGUGAUGAAAUAUCUGGGCUAGCAUUGAAACAGCCAGGUUCCGUUGGAGUUAACCCAAUGAUGCAGCCAAUAAUGCCAGUAACAUCACAUUUCAACCCUAUGUCUGGCUUGCCACCUCCAUAUGACAAAGCUGCACAUAUGCAGUCAAUGGGUAAGCCAAUGUUUCCUCAAGGUUUAAUGAUGCCAGGGCCAAUGCCUGGUUUUCCAAGAGAUAUGAAUGGUCAAUUGCCAUCUGGCUUUGGUUUGCCUAUGGGUCGUCAAGGUCCGACAAAAGAUGUGAAGUCUAUAAUAGCAGAUUACAGACAAAGAAACCCAGAUAUAAUUCCACGCCGUGGGAGACGCAUGAAGCCCAUGGUUAAUCCUAACAUUAUGAAUCCAAGACCAAUUGCUCCAAAGAUGGAUGGUGUUAAUAGCUUAGGGAACCUUAAUAUGUUAUUCAAUAAUUUGGAUAUGAAUCAAAAAGCUAUGCUGGAACGGUUACAACAAAUGCAAGCAGGCAGCAUGCCAAAUGGUAUGUCAUUCAAAGAUGUACUUGUACAGUUUGCCAACAUGCAGCAACCAGGACCCAAUAUGAUGCCCAGCAGAUCAAUGGACCCAAUGCAGAGCAGACCUGAGCAUAUAAGGCCUGAAAACAGGCGAAGACCUGAGAGGAAUGAAGAACACAUGACAAUGAAGCAGGAACGAAUGGCUUCUAGUCCAAGGCUUCCACCACCACCUCCAUAUCCAGAAAUAUCGUUGCUGCCUGUUACAACAAGUCAGGAAACUAAUCAUACACAGAAUUCACUACUGCAUGGAAUCUUAACCAAGCAGGCGUCCCCUGCAUCUCAGUGUUACUCGCCGACGUUGGCUAAACUGCUUACGUCGCCGGACGGGAAACAGAGUGCGCCCCUCUCGUCAAUCGGUCAGGCCAAGAACUGCGGCGAGAUCACGAUAACGCCGGUACAGCCUACGCCUCCGCCCGCCGAGUCACAGCCACCGGAGAAGGCUGAAGUUGUCCAGCUGGAUGACGAGGAAAGUCCUGCGUCGGAAGGCGAAGCGGUGGGCAGCGGGGGGUCGGGCGACUCACCCGCGGGCGGGGGGCGCCUCGUGAUCGACGAGGGCGCCGACGACACGCCGCUGUGUCAGGGCUGUCGCGCGCGGGACGCGCAGUUCGUGUGCGCGGGCUGCGCCAACCAGUGGUACUGCAGCCGCGAGUGUCAGGUAGCUGCGUGGGACGAACACUCGGACAUGUGUUCUGGCUGAAAUCAACUUCAACGCUGUCACAAUAAGGUGUAGAUUAGUCUGUAAGAAUGCGUAUAUGUAGUACAUUGCCUUAUUUACUUACGAGUAUGGUUUGAUAUAGGCGAAUCUCUGAAGUAACGUUGUUCCUUGCGUUCUAUGCCUAGGUUAAGUGCUAGCUCCAAGUCAGUAUAGUGGAUAUUAAAGCUUAUACAAAGACAUUUUGAUGUAAGAUACUUGUUUUGGAUCUGAGUCACCAGAUGUCGCUACUGGUAAGAUACUUGAGUGUAGAAAUAAAAAUAUUUUUUUUUGUGCUGAACUAAGCCAAUAUUUCUAUUAUUAAUGCCAGCAAUUUAAUGGGACGACGAUAAAUGGUAAAUUUUAUAAUUUUGUAUUAAAAUUAGCAUUACUGGUUUUUCUCAUACAGAAUAUAAAAUGGCCUUCAUUUUGUUUUUUUUUACACCGAUUGCGUGCGAUUGUUCUAAUUGAUACUCAAAUUCACGUGUAGAGGUUCUAGAUAUGAAAAAAGGCGAUUCUAUAGCCAAAUUCCGUAAGAUGGUUCAGCUAUUGCAGAGCUUAGACAAAAACUGGUCUGGUGUAAGUACCAUUGAAUUACUUAAGUAUUCAAAAUCGGUUAUUUAUGUAUUUGUUGCGCCACCAGUUAUUAAAUGACACCAAACUUAAUAUAUGAUUAUAUCUGUAAUUUAGUUUUCGCUCUAAAUAUGGCACCUAAAAUUACCUCAAAUACAUUCAGUAUCUUACGAAUCGCGAUGUCUGCUGAGCUAGCGAGACAGUUAAGCGAAAAUCAUUCAGUAUUUUUAAAGGUUUUGUUACAGUUACAGUAUUUUGUUAAAGUUAUUUUUAACACGGCGUGGUCAUGUCAUACGAAUAGUUUUCGGCUGAUUUCGGAGUCCCAACUACUCCCUUUGUGAGCUUGCAGUGAAUCAUGUCUUGUACUAUUUUGUUUUAGUAAACAGUUCCGCAAUAACGAUUCGAUAAUGACUGUUGCGGUAACCGAAUAGUCUUACGGCCGCCUCCAAACUCCUGAAGAUUAUUUAGAAUUCAGAUUUUUAUUUCAAUGUAGAUAUUCUUUUUAUUUAUGUUAAUAAGGGACGAGACGAGCAGGACGUUCAGCUGAUGGUGAUUGAUACGUCCUGCCCAUUACAAUGCAGUGCCGCUCAGGAUUCUUGAAAAGCCCUUAAAUUCUGAGCGGCACGACAAUUGCGCUCGUCACCUUGAGACAUAAGAUGUUAAGUCUCGUUUGCCCAGUAAUUUCACUAGCUACGGCGCCCUUCAGACCGAAACACUGCUUCACGGCAAAAAUAGGCGCCGUUGUGGUACCUUUAAUCUAGCCGGCAUCCUGUGUAAAGGAGCCUCCCACUGACUCCCUCCCACAUUCUGAAUGUGAAUUUCAAUGCGAGUAUUAAUUUUUAAAUCUACGUGUAGAACACCCUUAUCUGUCACAUUGAUACAUUUUCAAGUCUAAAAAAACUAAUACGACAUCUCAUAAAUGGAUUGAAAAUACAUUAAGUAUAAUAUAUAUAUAGUAAAUAAAUAGACUAAGAGCGGCUGCAAAUGUUUAGCCAAAUUAUUUGUUCCAGACUUUCGCGUAUAUCAUUAAUAUUGCUAUGGGCAUACAUUGCUAAGAGCAAUAAUUGCUGCACACAUUCAAGAGAAGCCGAGAUCUUCGAUAAUUUAUACGUCUACUGCUAGCUAGACAACCGAUGAAAACAGGCUAGGUUUAUUACCUUAGUGUGCGUGUACACUCGCCCUUUGUAUGUCACUAUAUGUGAGUGGGCGUGAAUUGCUCAUAAACGGGGCUAACUGUCAACCUCAAUCUUUUUUCCACGUUUUCACAGCUGUCACAGAAUAUCUUGACGUAUUUAAUAUCAUAAUAUAAUCAAGUUAUUUUGUUACAUUAACAAUGAGAACUCUAUGAAACUCAGCUGUAAUUUGACUGGUGUGGCCACGCCUUAAUGUCAUUAUCAAUAAUUGCAUUAUAUUGAUUUUAAAUCAUAAUAAUAUAAGAGUCGAUGAAUCAAUAGUUAUUAAUUAUGUUUAAUUGAACAUUUUCUCAUGAAAUUCGAGUGGUUCGUGAUUUUUGUCAUAAUAAAUUUGUUUAGUUAAAUUUUUAUAUACAACUAUUUAUUUAAGAUUAUCCGCGUGCGUAAAAUAGAUUUAAAUUUUUAGAGUCCCGAAGGAAUCAAUUUAGGCGUCUAAUGUUUUAUAAUGCAAAAAGGAUCAGAAUUAAUUUAGUCACAAGCGGAACUUGUGACGCCAUUUUGACAAACAUUACACACACGUGACAGUUUAUUGACUGCAUUGUUAGAAAAAUGAAUUUAAUUAAUGAACUUAAUCUUGCGGGAUUACAAUGAUAGCAAUAAUUAUAAAAUAAUUUCAAAUAAAUUAUUUUACAUUGUAUCUUUGGAGUUACUUAAAAUGUAUGUUUUUUUUUUCAUUGAAGUAUCUUUUCUCGAUGGUAUUCAAACAGCCCACUUAUUGUUAACCCUCUGUGGUUGUCAUGUUAUAUAGGAAUACAAGAGUCGUAGGAACAAUUUAACAAAAAAAUAUAUUCUUAUAUAAAAUGUCCCUCUCAAUUAAUAUUUAGGUUGUGGCAUUUAUAAGGGACUAAAGCGUCUUACACAUUACUAGAAUUUUCUUUGAUUCACGCGAGUGUGACAAAUUUAAAUAAAACGCGUUUAAAAGGUUUAAAACGCGUGUAAUUAUUGUAACUUUGUUUUUACAUUAGAUUUUUGCGUAAAAGUUACAUUUUUAUUAUAUAACUACCUAUCACAAAUACUAUCUUGACUCACUACAUCUGCACUCCCCCUGAAAACAAGAUCUGGAAAGGUCUUGAAACGUCGGACGAACUAAAAUAAUAAUAAAAAUGUAACUUUUACACAAAAAUCUAAUCUACAAUUACAAUAAUCUUAAUCUACUACUACUAGAACUUAUUUUUUUGUAAUAAUUUUUUUAUGGGCAACAAAAUGGUUGUGCAUUUCUUCAACUAACGGAAAGUUAUAGAAAUAAAAAAACCUAGUUUUUUUUUUACUAUUGAUCAAUUCAAAAGUUUUGUUUUUGUUAUGAGAUUAUAAAAUCACACCUUGCUUGUAUGACUCUCGUUAAGUAUGGUUCCUCAACUAUCCGAUACAUAGAAAUUUAAGUAUUACAUACUGAAAUAGUGUUUAGUUUUCUCACAGAAAUAACUUCACCAAAUAUUUUGUGCCUUUCAAUUAAACGUAAGUGAGUUAUGUUAAGAUACAGAACAGUGAUUGUACAAUAUGACACGUGGACAACUGCGGUAUUCGUUUAA